UUGGCGCUCGCUGCUCGAGGGGCGGGCUGGCCUGGGCCAAGGCGUUGAGUUACGAGGCUUUGGCUUGCCCGAGGCUUUGUUCGCAAGCCUUCCCGCUUCCCUCCCUCGCUCCUUCCAUUCCUCCCAGCUCAGCCAGCCCCGCGGAGCGAAAUUCGAGGGAUUUAAUUCUCAAGUCCGGCCAAGGCGCAAAGGAACCUUGCUCCAGAUCCGGGGGUGGGCUGCCUGCUCGCUCUCUUUCUCGGGCUGCCUCGGACGUCGUAGCCAGCCCCCCUUUGUAGAGGCGGAAAAGAGCUCCCUGAUUCCCAAGGGCUUCACUAGCGUGCCUUGGUGGAUAGAGAUUUGAACUUCAAAAAGAAGAUAAAAGAUAGAAGGCAGAUGUCCAACAGAUAAUUUGGAUGGUUGUUUUUUUUAAAAACAACAACAACAACAAUUCAACCCUGCUAUGACUGGCCUCCAGCUGGCCCAUGACAACAGGAAUUAUAUUGAUGUGGACCCACUGCGUGACCGGGGGCCUACAGAAGGCAGCAUGCUGGGCUCCUAGGGUCUGGCCCCCUGCUCUUCCUCUCCUCCCCGGAACGUCCUGAGAAUGCUCCUUCCUGCCAUCUUGCCUCCUCUUUUUUACUUCCUGGCGUCUGCGGCUUCGUUCCCCAAGGAUUUGACUCCACUUAACACCGUUGGUGAGGCAGGAACAGCCCAGAACCCUUAUUUCUGGGGACUUGCUGAGGACAAUGACACAGUCCAGCUGGGUCUGGAUUUCCAGAGUAUGCUGCGACUCAACCAAACCCUUUUCAUCGCUGCCCGAGACCACGUCUAUGCCUUUGAUCUCCAACAGACCAAGGACGACUUCGCUCCAAAGAGGCAUCUCACAUGGAAGACGCAGGAUAUGGAGAAUUGCGCAAUGAGAGGGAAACUUCGGAACGAGUGUUACAACUACAUCAAAGUCUUGGUUCCAAAGAAUGCUGAAACCCUCUUGGCAUGCGGGACAAAUGCCUUCAACCCCAUGUGUCGGACCUACAAGAUCAGCAGCCUGGAGCAGGAAGGGGAAGAGCUGAACGGACAGGCGCGAUGCCCCUUUGACGCAAAGCAGAGCAAUGUGGCCCUUUUUGCGGAAGGAAAUCUCUACUCUGCCACUGUGGCUGACUUCCAAGCCAGCGACGCGGUCAUCUAUCGAAGUUUGGGGGAGCAAAGUCCUGUCCUCCGGACCGUCAAAUAUGACUCCAAGUGGCUGCGAGAACCUCAUUUUCUCCACGCUCUCGAGUACGGUGAUUACAUUUAUUUCUUCUUCCGGGAGAUCUCCAUGGAAUACACCACGCUAGGCCGGGUUAUCUUUGCCCGUGUGGGACGGGUGUGCAAAAAUGACAUGGGUGGGUCUCCCAGGGUGCUGGAGAAAUACUGGACGUCGUUCCUCAAAGCCCGCCUUAAUUGUUCCGUGCCCGGCGAUUCCUUCUUCUACUUUGAUGUCCUUCAGGCUGUCACAGACUUAACCCAGGUGAACGGGCGGCCAGCCAUCUUCGGGGUCUUCACCACCCAGUCCAACAGCAUCACGGGCUCGGCGGUCUGUGGCUUCUACAUGGAUGAAGUGGAGCGGGUCUUCAACAGCAAAUUCAAGGAGCAGAAGAACGCCGAUGCGGCCUGGACGCCCAUCCCCGAAGACAAAGUGCCAAAGCCCAGACCCGGCUGCUGCGCUGGAAUCGGCAAAGCGUUGGGUUACAAAACCUCCAACAGUUUCCCUGAUGAGAUGUUGGGGUUCAUCAAGUCCUUCCCUCUGCUGGAUGAAGCGGUACCCUCGAUCACAGAGCAGCCGUGGUUUACCAAGACCACCAGCAGGUACAAGCUAACCCAUUUGGCUGUGGACACGGCGGCCGGCCCCUUUCAGAAUUACACGGUUCUCUUCCUGGGCUCAGAAGAUGGCAUGAUGUUGAAGGUCCUCUCCACGACCACCAAGAACGCCACGGUUGAGACUUUGCUGCUGGAGGAAAUGUCUGCCUACAACCCAUCCCGGUGUAGCAUCAAGAGAGACGAUCGGCGAGUUUUGGGGGUCGAGCUUGACAAAGCCAACCAUGCUGUGUACGUGGCCUUCUCUGGCUGUGUGGUACGGGUGCCCCUCAGCCGCUGUGCUGCCUACAGUGCCUGCCGCAGGAGUUGCCUAGGUUCCCGCGAUCCGUACUGUGUUUGGUUGCGUACAGGGGCUUGUGUCGCCUUCAGCAAUGAGAUCAGAGGUGGGUUCGAGCAAGACGUUGAGAGCGCCACCAAGUACACAGGGAACUGUCAAGAUGUCAUAACGGCCCACGGGAACCACGAUGGCUCCAGCGACUCUGCAUAUGGGCAGAUGCAGACCACCGUAGCCACUACCGUUCUCUCCGUACCCUUCCCAGAAGCGCCCGCAGGGUCUCUUCCCGCUAGCAUGGCUCCUGAUGCCCACCUGGCCCCUGGCGCAGGGGACCCACGCUCCACCCUCCACGUGGCUGUGAGCAAGCAGGGCGUGAGACAGGAGUCAGAUGGGCGCGAGGACUCCAGGACCGUCCAUUUCACCUUCCUGAUCGGCUGCAUCUUUGUGGCGUUCAUCCUGGGCGCUUUUCUCUCGGGCCUGUUUGUCUCCUGCUACUGCAACCACGCUUUCCAGAAGGCCAAGCAUGGCAACAAGGACCCGGAGAAUGGCAUCCAGCGCCCGCUGUCCCUCCGGAGCUUGGCCAAGAUGAAUGGCCUGUUGGAGACCCAGGCCAAAGAGAGCUUGAUGGAAGCCUCCGCCACAAAGCUCUAUACCACCCUGCUCCCCAACGAGAAGGAGCUGCCCAGCACCGCAGCCAAAGCCCAUCACCCAGAGCUCUCUGGCUUGCCGACACCGGAGUCCACGCCAGAGCUGCCAAUGAAGAACAUGAAGGCUAUCCGGAACCAGUGGGAGAAGAACCAGAACUUCAACAAUGCCAAGGAAUCGCAAGGGAAGGUGCCGUUGAUCCACAUGCCCGUCUCCAGUUCUCACCACUUCCCGUACCCCAGUGCCGUGGCAGUUCCUGGCAACGUCCAUGGUUAUGAUUCUCCCUUGAUGGGCUACCUGGACGAGAAGAAGAUCCCGAACUCGGAGCGGGUCCUGCUGCGGCACUCCCAGAGCUACUUGCCGAAAGGGGUGGAAGUGACGGCGCUGGAGGAGCUCUUGAAGCACCUCCAUGAAACCAACGGCUCCCCCAAGAAGGGCCUGGGGGGCCUCCCUGUCCACUUCCCAUCCACCACUCCCCACUGCUCCAUGUCCUUUGCCAACCGGGUGCAGCCCAAGAUCCCUGACGUCGAGAGCGCCCCAUAUUACAGCUCGUCCACUUUGCCCAGGGACAGCCUGCCGCGAAGGCUUGAUGUCCCCCCAGACCCACCCCCGCAAGCCUGCCUGGAGAAGGCAGGCAGGCCGCACCCUGCCCACAGACACUCGCUCUGCAUAGCCCCCAAGCUUGUGAACGUUGGCGGGGGUGGCGGGGGGAUGCUGUUGCGCCACCACAGCCUUGGCCAAUCGGGGAGGCAGCCGCCGGCCCUCCUCACCCGCAUGCACUCCACAGGGACAUCGGUGCCCCAGGAGGGCCACCACCAUGCCAUCUUCCUCUCCAGGCAGCACAGCUACGGAGACCAGGUCUCGCUACCCAGCCACGGUGGCAUCAAGCGGUCGGUCUCCAUGAUCAAGCCGGGCGGACCUUCCCAGUUGCUCUUCAUGCCUUCAUCGCCUCCGGCCCAGUCUUCUGGGCAGUUCAAUUACUGAGCCACUGGGGGUGAGAAGCUUGCCUGACCACCCAGAUUCCAGAGCUGUGGGGCACGGAACCUGCCGCCCUGCUAUUUUGGGGCCCUCACCGUUGCCAUUCCAAAAUGGCAAGCAGUUGGAGGGACCGUUCCACACACACCCCGGGACUACAUCUCCCAGCGUGCCUUGCAGUGGGGUGGGGUCUGUGUGCAGAUGGGAAACGGUGGGAGGGAAGUGCUGGGUUUUUCUCUCUUCCCAUUGCGGUAGGCAGUGAUCCCAAUGACCACUUAGCAAUUUGCCAAAGGAAGCUAAUUCAGCCCAUUUCUCUCUCUCUUUGAAUGCACUGAGAUGGAGAUGGGGGGCUUUUGCGGGCAAAGCUGUGCCCGAAUCCCGAGCACUCAUAGUUUUAAUUAUGCAAAUAAGGCCUUCUGCGCCUAUGGUGAUUAAUAAAUUACUUUUGUCCCAUCGUCACAUAAUUCUGCUUCCAAAAAUGUAGGCAAGCUUGUUUCUGUGGACGCACAGAAGGUAGAUAGCUGAGAUGGAUUAAGAAAAAAGGGAUAGAGACUACAGCAAUUGGUAGUCCUAGGAGGCAGCUAUGGAAUUGCCUCGGUUACUUCUCUCUCUCCAAAUCCCCAUGUUUUUUAAAGUUCUUGGGUGGCAUGAGGACUAGAACCUUUAGCCUCUCCAAAGGAGAACUUGGACUCUUGAGUUUUUAGAAUGUUGCAUUUCCAUGCUUGCUGGGCAAAAUCACUGCGGACCUGGGUGCUCACAGUUUUCUGCCUCACUGGUUUAGUUAUUUUCAUCUUGAAUUGGCUUUUGUUCCUUUUUGAGGUUCACCAUUUCCUUAACCAGGCUGGGAAGCUGUGGUGGUCCAGGCCUUUCUGAAAUUAGACUAUGGCACGUUUGUGGUGGUGAUGGCCCCCUUAGGCAUGAAAUCUGGCUUCAGAGCCAGAUCAUCAGCACAUUUCUUGGGUCUAGAACAUCACAUCCUUAGUGGGAAAGAGUUUGGCCCCCAACCCACAGCUGUGGCAUCUUUUUAUUUAUUUUUCUGAGCGGCCACCUUGGAAACGUGAAGCGGACACUCAAAGCCAGGCCCGUGACAGUCAUCCUUGGGGAUUCGUUUCCGGAAUGUGUGGAUCUCUUGUAUCAAGUUGAUGGACCUGAUCUUUGGGACAAAAAGGAUUGUGUUGUGGCUUAUUCUGGAGAGCAAAGUUGCUUCUGCUCCCAUGGAAAGCCAUUCUGGGUUACCUCCUCAGCAAGAAUAUUGUAGAUUCUGGACUCCUUCUGGAGAGGAAAAUGUAGCAUUGAAAUCCUCUUGCCUCUCCCGUCAGGGCCUAUUUGUUUCAUUCACUUUCCAUGGCCCUUUUCCUGAUGCUGAACACACCAUCCUUCUCCAUUUGGGUUGUUUAGGGGGUGAUGAGUGCAGAAUUCUCUCGGAGAGCACUGUCCGGAUCUGCCCCAUUACCCUCCCCCUCUCUCUCUAAUAUUUUCUCCUCUCUUGGACCUUGCUCCUUCCAGAUUAAUUCCCAUUGCCAAGAAGAUGGAGUUAAGAUUGUCCAUUUACUCCCGUGGUCCUUACUCACUCCUUUAUUCUGUUUUGUUAUUCGUACUAUUAUUUUAAAAAACUAAUUAAGCCAGUUUUACAAAUUAGUCCCAGAACUUCGGUGGACUUGCUUCCAAGGAUUUUGUACUACGCAUACCUGUCUUUCUCACUGGCAAUUCAAACGCCAAAAAAGGUGAAAGAACAGACUUGCUCCCAGUUGACAAAUUCUCCAGCUUGGUCACCUCAAGGUGAUUCUGACCCGCCAGAGGUGACCAGGGAAAAGUCUGGCUAAGCUCCGUCUCUUUUAUUUAUUCGACACAAUCAUUUUUAGAAUUUGUAAGAUUAAAAAGGAAAAGGCUCUUUUUAUAGUCCCCGCUUUGAAUCUCCGCAUAUGUUUACAUCAGCCCCUCAAAUUGUUGGCCGUAUCGUUCAUGGAUUUGGUAGCAAGUCGACGAGUGGUGGGGGGAGAGAGGAAUUAUUUCCUUGGAGAGAGCCAGCCGCUACUGUCCCCUUGUAAGGACAGUUUAUCCUGCCCAUGAAUACAAACCAAGGGAAGGGGGCUGGAAGGGUGUCAGGCUAUGCCAAAAACCCCAUUCCAAUUUUUUUUUUUUAAAAAAAUGCACCUGUAAUGGUUUUUGGCUCACUCCUCGGAACAUCGUUCCAAAAGCAUUGUACAAAAGUAUAAAUAGAUGUGAACAUUUCAUUGUUUAACUUCGUUAUAUGAGAAGCAAAAAAGAACAACCAUUUGAAAAAGAACAAAAAAUUAAUCCUACUGUGUAGGAAUGCCAAGCCAGUGCGCCGUUCGAUAGCACUGGGGUUGUGUACAUUUGGUAUCCAGAAGGAUUGUUGGUGCUUGAAAUAUAUAUAUAUAUAUAUAAUCUC
Molecule: messenger RNA, 6143 nt
Organism: Rhineura floridana
Lineage: Eukaryota; Metazoa; Chordata; Lepidosauria; Squamata; Rhineuridae
Gene: SEMA6C
Product: semaphorin 6C
Exons: 21
Coding region: 587-3739 (1050 amino acids)
Biological process (GO): negative regulation of axon extension involved in axon guidance; semaphorin-plexin signaling pathway; negative chemotaxis
Molecular function (GO): chemorepellent activity; semaphorin receptor binding
Source: RefSeq, a predicted model, not a curated record